Molecule: messenger RNA, 1664 nt
Organism: Oncorhynchus mykiss (rainbow trout)
Lineage: Eukaryota; Metazoa; Chordata; Actinopteri; Salmoniformes; Salmonidae
Source: RefSeq, a predicted model, not a curated record
UACAGUAUUUAAUAGAGAGACUGUGUAGAGUGAUAAUAUCUCUGUGUUGGAGGCGUUAGACCUGUUUCUCUCCUUCCUCCAGAUCUCUGUCUCUUCAGGAACACUCUAGUCCAACGCCCCAGAGACCAGUCUCAGCCACCAGAAGCAUGACUCUUCCCAGGGCCAGCUCAGCCACCAGAAGCAUGACUCUUCCCAGGGCCAGCUCAGCCACCAGAGGGUCAGAAGAGACCCAGGGGGCCAGAGGAGAACGGGGGGAACUGGUCAACAUGGAACUUCUUGGGUUGCCUAACAUUGGCAACACUUGCUUCCUUAACGCCACCCUGCAGUGCCUCCUGGUCCUGCCUUCCUUCUCAAAGGAAAUCCUGCACCAGGAACAACUCUGGAGCUCCUCCCCCUUCUCCAACCUGCUCAGGUGUCUGUCUGAUGUGCACCGUUCGGGUCUACCUGACAGUGUGGCAAACCAGGCCUCAAAAGCAGACCUCAUGUGGAAGGUCAAGUACUCCUUGUCGGGAUACGAUUUGAAGUACCUGGGGGACACGCAACAGGACGCACACGAGUUACUCGUCAAUAUGCUGUGCCAGCUGAAGGAGGAGGGCAUGAUUCUGAAGACACUCGGGAUGAACUAUACCUGCCCUGUUUCCCAGCUGGAGUUCCAGCUUGUGUCGGUGCGCACAUGUACCAGCUGUGGGCGCGAGUCGUCUACCAGAGAGGACUACAACCACCUCUCAUUGGACAUCAGCCCUGAGCGCACCUUGCUGAACAGCCUAGCACUCACUUUCAAAAGUGAACAGGUUGAAUUCACAUGUGAGGGCUGUAAAGGCCUCCACGCCUCAAAGGUGGAGCAGUUCCACACACUGCCUCUUGUGCUGGUUCUGCAUCUGAAGAGGUUUGGAGGACCUGGGGGGUUGGAGAAGCUGGAGGCUCCUCUUUUGUUUCCUUCGGAGCUGAGGCUCUCCACCCUCUGUGGGGACAUGGUGCCACACCUGCACAGUGCCAGCCCACAGGCCCUCACCAACCAGGCCCCCAGCAUCCAGGGGUCCAUCCCCCAGACCCUCGCCAGCCAAGUCUCCAGCCCACCUGGAGCGGCCAAAGACAGCGCCCUCUGCUGUUCAGAAGCAGAAGCCAGUACAGUCAGUGAAUGGUUACUACCAGCUGACUGGCGUAGUCUCUCAUUUGGGAGGCUCCGCAAACUCCGGGCACUACAUUAGUGACAUAUUGCAUGCCAGUGGAAACUGGUUCUGCUGUAACGACAGCCAGGUGUCAAUGUCCAAUGUAGCCACUGUGCUGAGGACCAGAGCCCGGAGUGCCUACAUGCUCUUCUAUAUGUUCAGGUACUGUUUACUCUCACCAUCUAUAUUCUUGUGUUGCUAUUUAUGUGUACGGUUCCUUUCACCCUACAGGGCAAUAGAGCGGGAGGCCCCAGCACACAGGGCCUAACAGGGCCACCAGCAUCAGCCCCAGCCUAAACAGGGGCAGCACCUGGACCAGCCUCCAAACACUCAGACCUGUCUCAACAGGGGUGGUACCAGGCCCAGCCUCAAAACCCCCAGCCCAGCCUCAACCCUCACACACCUGCCUCGAAAGGGGUAGCACUUGGCCCAACAUCAACAACCCCGAGCCCAGCCACAACAGGGGCAGCACUGGGCCCAACAUCAACACACCCA